Molecule: messenger RNA, 1932 nt
Organism: Exophiala xenobiotica
Lineage: Eukaryota; Fungi; Ascomycota; Eurotiomycetes; Chaetothyriales; Herpotrichiellaceae
Exons: 8
Coding region: 1-1932 (643 amino acids)
Biological process (GO): DNA-templated transcription
Molecular function (GO): DNA binding; zinc ion binding
Source: RefSeq, a predicted model, not a curated record
AUGGGAUCGAUCGAGCACAACGCAGAUCAAGUUCGUUCACAAUAUAGCGGUCCUGCUAGUGGUAUGGUCGACACUCCCAGCAGUAUACCGGGGGAAGGGGCAAUCUCUCGUGAUGAGCUCUCUAACUGGGAGUAUCACGGUGUGUGCCCUGUUGCCGUAACACCGAACCCGCAUGCUGAUCAGUACAGGACCGAAGUCAUACCUGUCUAUCUGCUCAGAGUCCGGAAUAAGCUGGCUUAUUUCGAUAGGGCAGUCGACGCUGCGUUAGGCAUCGUCCAUCGAGAUUGGUUUGAAUCGAGACUCGCAGCUCAUUUGAGCGCUGGGUAUCAUGACGAUGACGAUCCUGGCUGGUAUGCACUUCGCAACACAAUCUACGCAUCAGGUUGCCGCAUAGAAGUCUCCAAACUCAGGAAUAUACGGGACUCAAAUCAAGCAGCCUGGGGAUGGUUCGAGAACGCACUCUCGGUGCAAACGGAAAUCCUCUAUUUUCGGACGUCAAUGAUUGGCAUACAAGCACUGACCCUGAUGGCGUAUUUCUGCGAGAAUAUCGCUAGUCCGUGUCUUGAAUACAUGCUGUGUUCAAGUGCCCUACGACUCGCGAUUUCCAAAGGGCUCCACCGUCAAGCAAGCCCCUCUGCCAAAUUGAGCCAGGACGAACAGUCACAGCGAAGUUUGGUCUUCUGGGCGGCAUAUUGCUUGGAAAAACACGUUACCAGCCAGUCAGGACGACCCUCGAUUAUGGACGAUGCGGAAAUCAACUGUCAAAUACCUCAGACGUUGACCCCAGGAAGCUCGGCCAAUGUUUUCUACUACGACACACUGAUCAGGCUUGCCCAACUGUCGUCCCAAGCCUAUCGUAAGAUUUUUUCCUACCAAGCGUUGCAAAACCUCUCCCAGGCACCUUACAACCUUAUCGGCGAAAUCACCAGCUUGGACGCGCAGCUCGAAUCUUUGAAGCGUUCCAAAGAGCACGUUUUCCGCCUGGAAGCGCCAAUCGACCCAAACGAGCUCCAUGCAUGCCUGAGCCUUCAUCGUGCCAUGUACCUACAGUACGCAUACUACGUUACCCUCCUCGACAUCCACACCAUUCUAGCCAUCCCUUGGUCCCAAAACAUGCUUAUUUCAAUGCACGAGCCGUCUCUUGCCGUCCAAAGGGAAAAGUCGACCCAAAAAGUGGCCAGAACAUGUCGCGAUAUCAUCCUUAGCACCACACACAUGAACUUUGACGCUAGCACUCCACAUCCUCUCACAUUUCUCGGACCCAUGUAUGCUUUUAUCACUCUUUUUAUCCACAUUUUGAGAUUUCCAGAUCAGCCCAGUGUCCGCCUAGACAUUUCUAUGCUCACCAUUUGCUCCGGGCAUUUUGCCCGCUUAGAGUUCGCCACCGACUCGGAAAUAUCCUUUCCAUUUGUGACCGAGGUGGCAGCCCUGGCGAGGAGAAGUGCCCGAUUCCUUCGACCGGGUCAUCCUUCAUAUCUGGACGGAUCAAGUGUCGGAACGCAGGACGACCCUGGCAGAUCGUCCGAGGGAGGAAGAGGAGAGACAGGGAAAGCUGGCGUCGGCGUCGGCUUUGCUCCAUCAAUCGACAAUCAGAUGAAUCAAGAUUAUAAUAAUCCGGGUUACCCUAACAACGGAUUCGAUAGCGAGCUGGACGACUGGUGUCUCAUGUUGCCGACGUAUGAUCCUGAGACAACCUGCCUGGACCUGUCCAUUUCAGCAUUUCAGAUUGACCCCGAUCACUUGAGCUCAGAAGCUGUGCAAGCAGCACAGAACUCCCCAGUGGCAGCACUAUCAGGCUUGCAAGAUGUAGUCCCGACCGAAUCUCAAGCCAGGACCACCUCCUGCAUGUGGGGUCUAGAAUUGGGACCUGCUAUAAGGGCAUCCCAGACAGCGCUGAUAUGGUUCGCGAUCGCUCUGGCUUUGACCCCCUAA